ACGAGCGAGCCUCGCGAUCUCAAGUUCCAGCGGCCGACGACAGGAAAACGACAAAACUUCUCACCCGACAUCGAGGACCACCCGCUCGGCAACCACAUCAAGAUGGUCCGUUACGCUGCUCAGGAGAUUCCGGCCGCUAAGAGCGCCCGUGCCCGGGGCUCUUACCUGCGUGUCAGCUUCAAGAACACCCGUGAGACCGCUCAGGCCAUCAACGGCAUGAAGCUGCAGCGCGCCCUUACCUUCCUCAACAACGUCACCGAAAAGGCUGAGGCUGUCCCCAUGCGUCGGUACGCUGGCAGCACCGGUCGCUGCGCUCAGGGCAAGCAGUGGGGUGUCAGCAAGGCUCGUUGGCCCGUCAAGUCCGCCGAGUUCCUUCUCGACCUCCUGAAGAACGCUGAGGCCAACGCCGACACCAAGGGUCUCGACACCGGCAACCUCGUUGUCAAGCACAUCCAGGUCAACCAGGCUCCCAAGGGCCGCCGCCGCACCUACCGUGCUCACGGUCGUAUCAACCCCUACAUGACCAACCCCUGCCACAUCGAGCUCAUCCUUACUGAGGGUGAGGAGACCGUCGCCAAGGGUCCCGCUGUCAAGGAGGUCCGCCUCAGCUCCCGCCAGCGUGGUGCUCAGCUCCGCCGUGCUCUCAUUGAGGCAUAAGCGGUGUGUGGGUGUCGGGGGAAGUGUGAAGUGGUCAGAAACUGAAUGGGAAUGCCGGAGUUUGCUGUUGUACGGAUCCAAUACCUGGUCACGGAAGGAAUACAAAAGAAAUUAUUACUUUUUUGACAAAUGGAAAAAAUUCGAAACCACCCGGCGAGAAUGAUGAUGGUGAUGAUGAUGGUUUCUCUUAUGCUCUAUGCAGAGACAACAUCUUUCCUUUAGACAUUGAUCUCGUUUCACCCCCCGGAGAUUCGGUUCGACUGGAUAAUUUUCCUCUGCAGCCCCUGGUCAUGAGCUGUGGCGGCUGGUUAAGGAGUCCAGGAAAAAUAUUCCUUCAUUAUAGUGGAUACUACAUGGAUGGCGUGCAUCGGUACGGCUGGCUUCGGACAUUCUCCCUACUUCAGGACACUUUUGCGAGCGUUUAAUUCAUGAUGGGAUACGGAAUUCAUUUUUCUUUCAUGAAGUUGUAAAGAAGAAGGAUGGGAGUCAUCAGCCCUGCCAGUCGAACAGGAUCGAUCUACCACCGUAGGAUGAUAAGACUCCGUAGUACUAGUAGAAAUUGGCUACUUUGCCAGCCCGUCAUAGGUCUGUCUGGUCUCUGACAUGACAAGAGUCUCCAGGGCCCUACGCUGUGCUUCUGUAACAGUCAACUGCGCCACAGCUGCUAGACCCUCUGAUCUGCAGGCUGCAGCGUGCGAACAGGCAUCCUCCAACUCCAACUCCAUCUCCCCC
This is a messenger RNA of Aspergillus welwitschiae, 1389 nucleotides long. It is a transcript of the gene rpl17, whose product is annotated as 60S ribosomal protein uL22. Gene Ontology annotation, molecular function: structural constituent of ribosome. Gene Ontology annotation, biological process: cytoplasmic translation. The coding region runs from base 103 to 657 and encodes 184 amino acids. The record is from RefSeq and is a predicted model, not a curated record. Lineage: Eukaryota; Fungi; Ascomycota; Eurotiomycetes; Eurotiales; Aspergillaceae. The transcript is spliced from 4 exons. Gene Ontology annotation, cellular component: ribosome; cytosolic large ribosomal subunit.